Molecule: messenger RNA, 1329 nt
Organism: Lasiodiplodia theobromae
Lineage: Eukaryota; Fungi; Ascomycota; Dothideomycetes; Botryosphaeriales; Botryosphaeriaceae
Product: Aminotransferase
Exons: 2
Coding region: 1-1329 (442 amino acids)
Molecular function (GO): pyridoxal phosphate binding; transaminase activity
Source: RefSeq, a predicted model, not a curated record
AUGGUUGCGUCAGUCGAGCCAGUAUUGGACCCCAAAGCCGCCGCCGUCCUCCAGGCAGCGCAAGCACGCUUCCUCGAACGCAACCCUACAUCCCUGCAAAUCCACCAAGAUGCUUCUCGAAGCAUGCCAGGCGGCAACACCCGUAGCGUCCUGCACACCGCGCCCUUCCCCGUCAGCAUGGCCCGCGGCCAUGGCUACCAAGUCUUCUCCGAAGACGGGCAUACCUACACCGACUUCGUCGGCGAAUUCACCGCCGCCCUCUACGGGCACUCGCACCCGACGCUCGUCGCAGCCAUCACGACCACGCUGCAGCAGACGGGCCUCAACCUAGGCGCGCAGACGCGCGCCGAAGCGGCGUUCGCUCAACGCAUCUGCGCGCGCUUCGGCCUGGCGCGCCUGCGCUUCUGCAACUCGGGCACCGAGGCGAACCUGCACGCGCUGGGCGCCGCGCGUGCUUUCACUAAACGUCGCCGCGUCGUCGUCUUCCGUGGCGGCUACCACGGCGGCGUGCUGUCGUUCGCGCACGGCGUCGCGGCCAACAACGUCGACGUCGAUGACUGGGUCGUUGCGCCGUACAACGACGUUGCGGGCGCGCGGAAGGUGAUUCUUGACGACGGGGAUGGAGUUGCAGCGGUGCUGGUCGAAGCGAUGCAGGGCGCCGGCGGGUGCAUCCCGGCGACGAAGGAGUUCCUGCUCGCGGUGCGCGCGGCGGCGCGCGAGGUGGGCGCCGUCUUCGUGCUCGACGAGGUUAUGACGAGCCGGAUGGGCCGCCGCGGCUUGCAGGGCGCCGUCGACGGGCUCGACCCGGAUCUCACCACCUUUGGUAAGUGGCUGGGCGGCGGGCUGGCGUUUGGCGCCUUCGGCGGCAGGGAGGACGUCAUGGCCGUCUUCGACCCGACCAGGGAGGGCGCGCUGGCGCAGAGCGGCACGUUCAACAACAAUUCGCUGGCCAUGAGGGCCGGGCUGGUGGGCAUGACGGAGGUGUUUACGGAGGAGGUGGCCGACGAGUUCAAGGGGGUUGGAGAGGCGUUCUUGCGGAAGCUGAGGGAUGUGACGGUGGGCACUAAGGCGACGUUUACCGGCGUGGGCACUGUGAUUAGUCUGCACAUUACGGACGCGGGCGUCAGGGAUAUCGUGCGGAUCGAUGAGGUGGAGGAAAGAGAUGAUCUCAAGGACAUCUUCUGGAUGGAGAUGAUGGAGGAGGGCUUCUGGAUUACGAGGCGUGGCAUGAUUGCAUUGAUCUUGGGUACGCCCAAGAGUGAGUUGGAUAGAUUUGUCGAGUGUGUCAAGGCGUUUCUUGAGAGGCACAAGGAUUUGAUGGUUCUUUAG